AUGUAUAUAACAGGAUUGGCAGUUGGUGUAACCGUUGUUACUAUUGUAUUAGUUAGCUUCAUUGUCUUGAGGUUGAAAAGAAAAUCAUUGUCAAAUCAUCCCCGCCAAGGAGACAAAGCAACAAUUGAGGCAUUUAUAAAAAAUUUUGGUUCAUUUACUCCAAAGCGAUAUUCUUAUAGAGAAAUCAAGAAAAUGACAAAUAAAUUUCAUGAUAAUUUAGGUCAAGGAGGAUAUGGCAAAGUAUAUAGAGGAAAAAUGUCUGACGAUCGUUUCGUGGCUGUUAAAAUCCUAAAUGAAUCUACGGGAAAUGGAGAAGAUUUCAUGAAUGAAGUAGCUAGUAUUAGUAGAACUUCUCACGUUAAUAUAGUGGCUUUACUUGGUUUUUGUUUUGAGAGAUCGAAGAGAGCUUUGAUUUAUGAAUUCAUGCCUCAUGGAUCUUUGGACAAGUUCAUUUAUAGUCAAGGAUCAAAUAAUCAAAGUCGCCAAUUGGAGUGGAAAACUUUGUACGACAUUGCACUCGGCAUUGCUAGAGGACUCGAAUACUUGCAUCAAGGUUGCAACACAAGGAUCUUGCACUUCGACAUAAAACCUCACAAUAUCCUUUUAGACGAGAACUUUUGUCCCAAAAUAUCUGAUUUCGGUUUAUCUAAAUUAUGUGAAAGAAAGGAGAGUAUAAUUUCCAUGGCUUGUGCAAGGGGAACAGUCGGAUAUAUUGCUCCAGAAAUGUUUUGUCGAAACUUUGGUGGAGUUUCUUAUAAAUCUGAUGUCUAUAGCUAUGGAAUGAUGGUCCUUGAAAUGGUGGGAGGAAGAAAAAAUAUUGAUGUUGGAGUGUCUCAAACCAGUGAAGUGUAUUUUCCGUCAUGGAUUUAUGAGCAUAUUGAUCAAUCUAUGAACUUGAAUCUCGGAGGAGUAAUAGUUGAAGAGGAAGAAGAAAUAAUAAGGAAGUUAAUUAUAGUGAGCCUUUGGUGCAUUCAAUGUGACCUAUGUGAUCGGCCUUCAAUGACUAAAGUGCUAGAAAUGUUGCAAGGAAGCCUUCAAUCAUUGGUAAUUCCACCUAAACCUUUUGUAUCUUCUCCUUUACGAUCCCCUAAAAUCAAUGAAUAAAAAGAGACUUGGACUGAUUGGUUGAAUCAAAA
Molecule: messenger RNA, 1136 nt
Organism: Gossypium arboreum
Lineage: Eukaryota; Viridiplantae; Streptophyta; Magnoliopsida; Malvales; Malvaceae
Product: PR5-like receptor kinase
Exons: 1
Coding region: 1-1104 (367 amino acids)
Biological process (GO): protein phosphorylation
Molecular function (GO): protein kinase activity; ATP binding
Source: RefSeq, a predicted model, not a curated record